Prorocentrum cordatum is the source of this 2296-nucleotide messenger RNA. The record is from the annotation of a GenBank genome assembly. Lineage: Eukaryota; Dinophyceae; Prorocentrales; Prorocentraceae.
CAAGCGGCUCCCAAGAGCUUCCCAAGAGGCCCCCAAACUACCCUCCGUAGCCAUUUUAGCUCAAGCCGUGUUGUGGGCUCGAGGAACGAUCGGCUCAUUGGGUCGAUUAGCAUUGCGUUCUGGUUGGCCCCCCGGCGUCUUCUGCGUAUUCUCGACCUGUUCCCCGCCACGAUUCAGUACGAGCCCACGCUGUCGUGCGGCCUUCUGCUGGGCUUGAAGAGCAGCGUCGGUCCUUUGGCAUGUCUGUUCGCGCUGCCCUCGGCCAUCUUCGCGGUGGUGUUGAAAACGUGGCUCGAUUCUACGGACCCAGGCGCCACGAAAAGCCUAAGUUUCUCUGCCAAGCCGUACACCAGCUUCACUGCCAUGCUUGCAUUGUUGAUCAUCUUUCGCACCCAACAGGCAUACUCGCGAUUCUGCACAGGAGGGGCACUUGUGCGAUCGAUGACUUGCUUGUGGUGAGACGCUGCUGGCAGCUUCGUCACCUUCACACGUACAUCCAAUAAUGAUAGGAAUGAGGUCGGCAGAUUUCGAGAGUUGGUGGUGCGACUGUUCAGUCUCAUGAACGCCCUCGCUUUGGCGAAGUUGUCGGACACCGACGGCGAUGAUGGGACGGCCUUUUUUUCUGAAGCUGAAGGUAAUCGACCCUGGGUCGCUGGAGCCGUCAGUGAUCCGUAUUGUGAACGACACGGAGCUGAAAGUCGAGGCAGUGUACAACAUGCUCAUGGCAUUGCUUGCGGAGGCGAAUCAGGCCGGUCUCAUGAGAGUUUCACCGCCAGUCUUCGCGCGAUCUGUAUACGAAAUGCAUGCUGCUUGCAUGAAGUAUGAAGUUAUUCCCAUUCCCGUACGCGCAGGUCACUGUGUGCAUGACGUUUUUCCGCAUGAUGGCAACACCGUUCAUGGCAGCGAACGUUUGUAUCGGGAGCAUGCAGGCGUUCUGCAUCUGCUUCCUGCUACCGUUCGUGUUCUGGGCCUUGCAUGAAGUAUCCGUUGAGCUUGAGAAUCCAUUUGGCUCUGAUGCAAAUGACCUGGACAUGCAGGGAUAUCAGGACUUCUGUAACAAGCGGCUGCUACUGCUUCUACAUCAAACAAAUAAGAAAGUUCCCGAUCUCAGGACGGAUGUCGCGCUGUCAGAGAUCUCAAUCAAAGCAGUUCGUGGGGAGACGUUGCCUUUGCUUGAUGCCGGUGUGACUUAUUUAGCGCACAGCAGAGCGUGUCUUCUGAGAUCCGAUGUCCACGAGGUCUCUGAUGACAGCUCCAGCGAUUUAGACGAUGUGCGGCAUGCACGUGCUGCUGGCUUCCACUAAAAGCACCAAUGAGUGGACUAGCCCAGGCCCUCCGAAUGUGGAGGAGGCCGUGAGGUGUGAACCUCCUUUUUGGUCCCCGCCGUUCUAAGACCUCAUCUGCCAUGAGGACUCACCUCCCUCUUCCUCCCUCCUCCGCGUUCGCCGCUGGCAUUUCAGAGCGGGGGCCGUGCGCUGAUCAGAGCGGCAUCGGUCGUGCAGGCCUGACUGCCAGUUCAUGGCACCCGCCAGGCGGGAAUCGCUGUCUUCUAUGUGUGGAACGUCGUGUUGCCUUCCUAGUAGAUGGUGCAGUUUGAGUCAUGAUCUUGCUUGGAAUCGGGGUUCCCCUGUCGAAUGGCCCACGAGCAAGCGACCCUCUCGCAUGCCACUUCUCUCUCUCUCUCUCUGUGUUUCUCUGUCGUUCGUUUUCUUUGAUUCUCUCUCUCUCUCUCUAUCUAUCUCUCUCUUUGUCUCCUUUCGCCUCCUGCAUUUUCCUGUUACGCUCUUAUCUGGGACAUGCACUUGUAUACAAGUGUGCGAGUGCCGUUGACAAGAUUCAGUAGGCGUACGCGCGCGCGGUUUAGUGUCUCACCCAUCUCUCUUCGUCCCUCCCUCCAUCCAUUCGCCUUUUCGCCUUCUUACUUGGUUCAGUUUUCGAUAUGUUUCGCCGUCUGGGCCUCAGGGUGAUAUUGGGAUGCAGCGCGGUAGACUUCAGUCUCAGGCAAUACUGUCUAAAAUUUCGGCUCAUUGUACUCAUUGUAGCUCGGCUUGCUUGGCUUCCUCGCCUGCCUGGCGACCCUUCUUGUCGCAUGGUGGUUGUCUCGGAAGCAAUUCGGAAGAUGACUUUGCUAAAUGCAGCUCGGCUUGCGAGGCUUCCCGGCCUGUCUGGCGACUCUUGGGUUCGCAUUGCGGUAAAAGAAAGAGGCCCCCAAACUACCCCCAAGAGGCCAAGAGGCCCCCGAGAGCGCUCGUCGUCGUCGUCGUCAUUCAGGGUCGGCGGCACCGGCCGUACGGAC